Molecule: messenger RNA, 1545 nt
Organism: Pseudovirgaria hyperparasitica
Lineage: Eukaryota; Fungi; Ascomycota; Dothideomycetes; Acrospermales; Acrospermaceae
Product: acyl-CoA dehydrogenase NM domain-like protein
Exons: 1
Coding region: 184-1488 (434 amino acids)
Molecular function (GO): flavin adenine dinucleotide binding; oxidoreductase activity, acting on the CH-CH group of donors
Source: RefSeq, a predicted model, not a curated record
GUUUGGACUUCACGGCACACAUCAAAGAUCCGGCAAUACACAUCUCAGGCAUAAUACUGACGUUUAUAUACCAUAACACCAUGGUUCUCAUCCCGGAAAAUAUGCUUCUAUCUCAAUCCUUACUUCUGUCCCUGCCAACUUGAAACUCUCGACCGCUCACAUACUCACCAAUUCCUCGCCACGAUGCCUUCCGAUAGCUUCAAAUCAACCGCCAAGCUCGAUCUUUCUCCUUGGGCAGAACCUCCAUGGUCGCAAGGCAUAGCUUCUCCUUAUUACAACGACUCCCACCGCGCCCUCCGCGACUACGUCCGCUCCUAUGUCGACGAACACAUCCUUCCAGCACACCUCGAAUGGGAGAACGCGGGUGCUGCUCCACGUGAACAACAACUCGCGUGGGCGCAAUCCGGCAUACCCUUCGCUGAGGUUCCAGCAGCCUAUAGGCCCACGCAUAUCCCCGGUCCAGCAGGCAUACCCGCCGGCGAGUUGGACGCUUUCCACCUGCUCGUCAUGACGGACGAGACAGCGCGGGUCCAGGGAGGCGUGAUGAGUAGUCUUGGUGGAGCCAGCGUCAUUGGACUGCCUCCAAUACUGGUGCAUGGCACGGAAGAGCAGAAGCGCAAAUGGGUACCUGGUGUGUUCGAUUGGCAGACGUCAUUCUGUCUAGGUAUCACCGAGCCCGGUGUUGGUAGCGACGUAGGAAACAUAGAAGCGUCCGCAAUCAAGAGUGCAGAUGGGAAGUCGUACGUGGUGAAUGGGAUGAAGAAAUGGAUCACAGGUACACCAUGGGCAACCCAUAUGACGACCGCCGUGCGUACAGGCGGACCUGGCCACAGCGGCAUCAGUGUGCUUGUCAUUCCAAUGAACAGUAAAGGCCUAACCUGGCGUCGCAUUGAGAACAGUGGACAAAAAGCUGGCGGCGCAAGCUUGAUAGAGCUCGACGACGUGCACGUUCCGGUCGAGAACCUGCUUGGCCGCGAGAACGACGGCUUUAAGAUCAUAAUGACUAACUUUAACAAGGAGCGCUUCAUCAUGUCGAUAGGUUGCAACCGGCACGCGCGUACCUGCCUCUCGCACUCUCUUGCAUAUGCACACAAACGUACUACAUUCGGCAAACCACUCAUUUCCAAUCAAGUUAUCGCAGUCAAACUCUCUACGCUCGCGAGGUAUAUCGAAUCGCACUGGGCGUGGCUCGAGCAGAUCGCCUACGCGGUCCAGAACAGCCCGCACGGCUGGCAGGAUCCGGACUUAGCGGGCCGCAUUGCCUUGGCCAAAGUGCAAGGUGGACGUCUCUUGGAGCUGGCGAGCAGGGAAGCUCAGCAGGUUUUUGGUGGCGCUGGUUAUCAGCGUGGGGGAGUUGGCGCAAUUGUCGAGCAGAUCAGUCGCGAUUUGCGGAUGAUGGUCGUUGGAGGCGGAAGUGAGGAGAUCAUUGCUGAUUUGGCAGUGAGGCAAGAAACAGCGUUGGCAAAGAGAAGAGGUUGGAAGUUAUAGCGGCGUAGUACGUAGUGAAAGACCUGCCCUACGCUAUAUUACGAAUUAAUACAUGCC